UUCCCGCUUUUGGUUAUGCUGACGGAACUACUACUAAUUAUAUGUUUGUAUUUUCACGUUGGUUGACGAGAAGAUUUGGGGGGGAAAAAAAAACUCUACCAAACGUGACACCGCUGCCACCUAAUCACUCACAUUCUCAACGCUGCUACAGUAAAGUAAAUCAACCCCCAUUCUCGAACCUGCUACACAUUAACAUUUUCAUUUACGGUGCCCCAACAGUAGAAGUAAUCUAUUUUCACACAUGACCCAACAGUUUCAAUCAACGAAGAAAAAUCCAAUUUCAAUAUUGUUUCUCUGGUUUAGAUCCCAACACCACCUGGAUAAGGCAGGAAAUCGAUAACCAGGCCGGGGAAAUCACAAUCAAAGUGACUUGAUUUGAUUCAGUCGAGAGUUACAGUUUGUGAUUUGAUUAAUAUCUUCAACCACAACUUCUGUUUCUCUUUGUUACUAGUUACUACCCAUUCUUUCCUCCUCUUGUUUGGUAGCAGUUGGACUGAAAGGAAGAAAAAGAAAAAAUACUGACAAAUCCAACUCAGUCCACGGCCCCAUUUCCCCCCACCACCAUCCCCAUGAAAUUUCUAGCCUUUCCUCCACCCAAUUUAAACCCCCAGAGCCAGAUGGAAACGAGAUCCACAGCCGCAUUCGACCCACCCACCAUUAAUCCAUACCCACUUUUCUUAAACCCUAUCUUCUCUUUUCUCCCUCUUUCUCAAAUGGCGGUCGACACUCCUCUGCUCGACCCGCUUCCUCCUGCAACCCGCCGGCAGCAAUGCGGCCUCAUGCUCUCUUCUCUACUCAUUUUCUCCGUGGGUCUCCUAACAUUGACCGGCCACCGGAGCCAGCGGUCCCUACCCAUCUCCCCUGGAGUUGACCACCACCGAACGCCGCCGGCGAGGGGAGUCAGGGAAGGGGUGUCGGCGAAGUCGAGCCCGGGAUUCGUGGGAGAAGAAGAAAGGGUUUCGUACAACUGGACCAACGCCAUGUUCAACUGGCAGAGAACUGCCUACCACUUCCAGCCACAGCGUAAUUGGAUGAACGAUCCUGACGGCCCAUUGUAUCACAAAGGAUGGUACCACAUCUUCUACCAAUACAACCCGGACUCCGCCGUCUGGGGCAACAUCACGUGGGGUCACGCCGUCUCCCGCGAUUUGAUCCACUGGCUUCUCCUUCCGUUGGCCCUCGUCCCCGAUCGCUGGUACGACGUUAACGGCGUCUGGACGGGUUCCGCCACCCGUCAUCCGGACGGCAACAUCUACAUGCUCUACACCGGCAGCACAGGGAAUCUCACCCAGGUCCAAAACCUCGCCCACCCAGCCGACCCGUCCGACCCGCUCUUGCUCCACUGGGCGAAGAACCCGGCCAACCCGGUCCUGCUCCCGCCUCCCGGUAUUGGGCCGAAGGAUUUCCGUGACCCGACCACCGCGUGGCUGGGCUCGGAUGGGCUGUGGCGGGUCGCGAUUGGGUCCAGGGUCGAGAAGUUGGGCCUCACGCUGGUUUACAAGACCAAGGAUUUUCUGAGCUACGAGCUGCUGGAUCAUUACCUGCACUCGGUUCCGGGUACGGGUAUGUGGGAGUGCGUGGACUUUUUCCCGGUGGCGGUCAACGGGACGAAGGGGCUCGACACGUCGGCGGCCGGGGAAGGGAUCAAGCAUGUGCUGAAGGCGAGCUUGGACGAUACGAAGCUGGAUCAUUUCGCCGUUGGGACGUACGAUCCGGUGGAGGAUUUGUGGACGCCCGAUGACCCGAAGAAGGACGUGGGAAUCGGGUUGAAGUACGAUUACGGAAGGUACUAUGCUUCCAAGACGUUUUAUGAUCAGGAGAAGCAGAGGAGGAUACUGUGGGGUUGGAUUAAUGAGACUGAUACUGAAUUCGAUGACCUCAAAAAGGGCUGGGCUUCCCUCCAGACGAUUCCGAGGACGGUGGUGCUGGAUAGCAGGACGGGAGCGGAUUUGCUGCAGUGGCCGGUGGAGGAGAUUGAGAGCUUGAGGCUGAGGAGUUACUGUUUUGAGGACGUUUUGGUUGGUCCUGGUUCUGUCGUCCCGCUACACAUAGGCUCUGUAACGCAGCUGGAUAUAAUGGCGGAAUUUGAAGUUGAGCUGAUAUCAGGGAAGAAAACCGGCGAGGAGAACAGUUGUGACGGUGGAGCAGUGGAGAGAAGCAGCUUGGGACCGUUCGGGAUUCUAGCUCUGGCGGAUGCGUCUCUGUCGGAGCUCACCUCUGUUUUCUUCCGGCCAGUUCAAACUACCGCUGACGCUGUCACAACUUACUUCUGUACCGACCAAACCAGGUCAUCUUUGGCUCCGGACGUGUUCAAGGUCGUGUACGGAAGCUCGAUUCCGGUGGUGGGCGACGAGAAGCUGCAGAUGAGAGUGUUGGUGGAUCAUUCGAUCGUGGAGAGCUUCGGGCAGGGAGGGAGGAGAGUGAUCUCGUCCAGAGUUUAUCCAACCAAGGCCAUCUAUGGAGACGCCAGGCUCUUCUUGUUUAACAAUGCCACGGAUGCCAACGUGAAGGUGAAGCUCAAGAUUUGGGAGAUGAACUCUGCUUUCAUUCGCCCUUACCCACUAGACCAAUUGUGAUUAACUUCUUGUUAUGGAUUUUAGUGGCUAAAAGCAGCUAGCUAAUUGUUGUACUAUUACCUGCAUAUAUAUAUACCUCCCCAGAAACUGAGGUUUGAUUAUUCAGCUCAUUGGCCAACUAUCUUCAACUUCAAAUGUAACAGAAGAACCACCUCAAUAUUGUUCUGUUAUAU
Messenger RNA from Linum trigynum, 2749 nucleotides. The record is from the annotation of a GenBank genome assembly. NCBI's taxonomy places the organism in Eukaryota, Viridiplantae, Streptophyta, Magnoliopsida, Malpighiales, Linaceae.